Mesocestoides corti is the source of this 336-nucleotide messenger RNA. The record is from the annotation of a GenBank genome assembly. Lineage: Eukaryota; Metazoa; Platyhelminthes; Cestoda; Cyclophyllidea; Mesocestoididae.
AUGAAGCUAAGUUCUCCUCCAACCAACCCAGUGGGAGUCUCAUUUGUGCGUGGCUUAUCCUAUCACUACCGUUCUUCUUGUUUUUUUAAUAAACGGUUUUGCAUCAUGCUCAUCAAAGUGAAAACAUUGACCGGUAAGGAAAUUGAGAUUGAUAUAGAUCCAAGUGACAAAAUUGAGCGAAUAAAGGAGCGUAUCGAGGAGAAGGAAGGAAUUCCACCUCCACAGCAGCGCCUUAUCUUCUCGGGAAAGCAAAUGAACGAUGAGAAGUCGGUCAGUGACUACAAAAUUCAGGGUGGCUCCGUACUGCACUUGGUCCUAGCACUUAGAGGUGGAUAA